AUGACUGGUUAUGUGAUCGGUCUCAACCUUGGUUCUGGCGGGCUUCAAUGCAAUAUCCAUUUCAAUAACAGCUUAUUCUCUCUUGGCCAUCUCAAGAGGCUAGACCUCUCUAGAAUUGAUUUCAGAGGUUCCUCAAUUUCGUCCAAAUUUGGUGGCUUUGUAAGUAUGACUCACCUUGACCUCUCUGACUCCAAUUUCAGUGGCCUAAUCCCUUCCGAAAUUUCCAACCUUUCUAGUUUCACUCAAUCUCUCCCUAGCUGA
Molecule: messenger RNA, 261 nt
Organism: Prunus armeniaca (apricot)
Lineage: Eukaryota; Viridiplantae; Streptophyta; Magnoliopsida; Rosales; Rosaceae
Source: the annotation of a GenBank genome assembly